AUGAUCAUUCGACAUUCGUAUCAAACAUCCCGAAAAAUUGACAUUUCCAUUCUUUUAUCAAUCAAUGCUAUUUGUUUACAUAUAUCAAAAAGCAUUCUUCAACUGAUUAAUGCCAAUAUCAAUACAAUCAAAUACGAUUUUCAACUCCGAGUCGAACCGUACGAUUUAGUCAUCUGUCAAUCAUUAGCAUACAUGUUUUUCUCGGUCGUCAGUGCACUGUACUGGAGUUGCGUUCUUCAUGCUGGAUAUCGUUUCAUUCGUAUUUUAUAUCCCAAACGUUUGUGGUUACGUCGAUUGUCCACUUACAUCUAUGUUUUCAUUCCCGCUCAACUUGUUAUCGCCUUCGCAGGAAUGUCACCGAUUCUAUUCGUUUUUCAUUCAAUACACAUCGUACCUGAUGAAAUCUAUUGUAGUAUAUCGAUGGAGAGACUGCCAUCGUUAAUUUAUCUGUUUGUAGUACUUUUCUGUUUGCCUUGUUGUUUUAUUGCCAUGUUUUAUGUCUAUUUGGUUCACAAAGUACGAUCUUUAACCUCAGUUCGAGUUUUAACACGAAGACAUCGACGAGAUUAUAUCGUGAUUCAUCGAAUUAUAUUAAUUUUAUGUGUACUAAGUAUAACGUCUUUACCGGCAGUUAUAAAUUUAGUAUUUUUUAAUCCGAAUGGUCGAUUAGAGCCCGUUAUUUACCGGAUUCAGUGGAUGGCCUCAUCCGUAAAUUCAUUUAUAUUUAUUAUUACAUUGCCGCUUGUUAAUUCACAAUUGUAUAGAUUAUUGACCAAGCGAAGCAACUUCAAACAACGUGAUAUGAGACUAACUUCAGUUAGAGUAACUGGUUUUUCAGAUAAUCGUGAUGGUUCGAUGUAUGGCACACUGAGAACACGGAUUUAUUGUAAAUAA
This is a messenger RNA of Adineta ricciae, 894 nucleotides long. Lineage: Eukaryota; Metazoa; Rotifera; Eurotatoria; Adinetida; Adinetidae. The record is from the annotation of a GenBank genome assembly.